AUGGAUCCUAGUACUCAACUCCUUUUCAAUGAAUUGGAGCUGUUCCUCAACUCCAACCAAAGCUGUAUUAGCUGCAUGAUCAUCAUGAAUAGGAGGACUGUCAAGGAAAUUUUCCCCGUAAUUGCGAUAGAAUUUCUUAAUGAGUGGCUGCUCCGUUUAAUGGUUUUACUCAGCCUCCUCUUGCAAUUUGAUCUCAUCCUCCUGGGCAGCAGGAGAAAAUAUAAACCCGCAAUAUGGCUUAGAUUCUUGAUUUGGUUAGUUUACGAACCCAAAGAUGCGAUACUUGAUAUUGUUAUUGGCAUACUCUUCAACUGCCAAGGAAACAAUAUGAUAAAGGCAUUUUGGCUAAUACUUCUGCUACAGCACCUUGGAGGCCCGGACACCAUCACAGCCUAUUCUUUGGAAGACAAUGAACACUGGAAAAGACACUCGAUUCAGCUACUCCUGAAGUUUUUGUGGGCAUUGGGCAUCCUUUUAAGGUCCUGGAACGGCAGACCACUCAAUGUUCUAGGCAUGCCAAUGUUUGUGACAGGACUGAUCAAAUAUGGGGAGAAAACUUGGUUUCAAAGGUCCGGCAGCAACGAUCACUUCAGAAAUUCCACGAAUCCUCAUCCAGAUGCAGGGCCCACUGACCUGUCGCACCAGUACUUGCCCCCCACCCAACGGACCAGGUGCCACCGGUCCCCCCGGGUCGGGGGCUGUGCUUGUGCCACAUUCAGGGCAGGGUGUAAUGGGCUUUGUUGUGCCGCAUUCAUGGCAGAGUAUGAUGGGGUCGGUUAUGCCGCAUUCAUGACAGAGUGUGAUUGCAAGAAAGCUGAGGGAUAUUGUGUUUCAUGCCAGCCAGAAAGUGAAAAAUCUGAGGUGGUGAAUAUACCUUCGCCAGACCCCAGAAAUGAAAGUAUCCUAGCUGCAGCCCCUUUGCAAAAGGCUAAUGAAUUCUUCCCCAAGUUCAAGCGUUUAUUUACAGAUGUCGUCCUUGAGCCGACAGAUCUUGAACCAAGCAAGUUGUUCUUCAAGAAUAUAUCUUGGACAGAAGCUUUCGAAGUGAUUGAGAUUGAGCUUGGAUUCAUGUAUGACAUCUUCUAUACCAAGCCAAUGGUGGCUUAUGAUGAAUGGGGUUUGAUACGCCGUUUCAUCUGUCUAUUUUCAGCAAUCUCAACAAUCAUGGGCUUCUUGAUAAUUGACAAGCACGAGUACUCAACCAUUGACGUGAUUAUAACAUGGUUGUUGCUGGCUGGAGCAAUUGUUCAGGAGAUCUAUUCUAUUAUUCUACUGUGUUCCUCUGACUGGACCAUCAGUUGGUUGAACAAACAAGAAAAAACACGAGUGACUUUGAUCUGUGAAGCCAUAUCUAGGUUCCGACUACCUUAUCUAUUCCCUGGAAACGACAGAUGGUCUGAUUCCAUGGCACAAUACAGUCUACUAAGUUACAGCCUCAAAAAAUUGCCUACCAAGUUCAGCGAGCUUCUCCUUCAGCAACUAGAAAUAGAGGAUGAAGAUGGCAGCCAUGACUAUGGUGGUCUUGGCUUGACGGACCGUGGGAGCUUUAAUGUCAAUGGAUGGCGACUCAUCGUCGCCGACGUCGAGACUAAACAAGAUUCCUUCUCUAGCUCCGACGACCCUCGACCAUGA
Vitis riparia (riverbank grape) is the source of this 1632-nucleotide messenger RNA. RefSeq lists its product as uncharacterized. Bases 1 to 1632 code for a protein of 543 amino acids. The transcript is spliced from 4 exons. NCBI's taxonomy places the organism in Eukaryota, Viridiplantae, Streptophyta, Magnoliopsida, Vitales, Vitaceae. The record is from RefSeq and is a predicted model, not a curated record.